CAAACAGAACAAACAGGCUCUUCAACUUACUAGAGUUCAGCGUCCAAGUUCUUAUACAGAACCACAGCACUGAACAAGCACUACCUAGGAACUGAGGAUAUAUCCACAACUACAGACUGUAUUUACUUCUCUUUUUCAGUUGGAGUGCGGCUCAACAGCAGCUUCCGAACCAUGGGAAAGGUUAACCCCCUAAUUUCGCUAAAAUCUUCCGACUCGGGCCUCCAAAUCCUACUCCAUCCACUCGUCCUCCUUAAUAUAUCAGAUCAUGUCACCCGACACAUUGCAAGGCAGCAAAAGGGACCAAUUGCCGGGGCGCUAAUAGGACAGCAAAAGGGUCGAACUAUUAGCCUCGAGCAUGUGUUUGAAUGCAAUAUUGUAACCACUUCUAAUGGAGACAGUGUACUACAUGAGCCCUGGUUUGAAGAGAGACUACAGCAAUUUAGAGACGUUCAUAAAGAUCCGCCGUUGGACCUUGUUGGCUGGUUCACCCUCACGCCACCCACAGGUCCUACUGCUACCCAACUACCGAUUCACCAACACAUUCUCCAGAAAUAUAACGAAACAGCAGUGCUGCUUGCGUUUGAUCCUUCCGGGCUUGAAGAUAACACUUCUCAUGCUACAGGGAAGCUUCCUCUUGCAAUUUACGAAUCGACAUACGAGGAAGACAAUAAUGCGGGCGAUGCAGACAAAACCAUGCAGGUGGAUGGGCAGCAGCCCAGCUUAGCACUCCGGUUUCGAGAAUUACCGUAUGCUAUCGAAACGGGGGAAGCAGAAAUGAUCAGCGUCGAUUUUGUUGCAAGAGGAGGAGGCAAUGCUACGGCUAUUCAGGCGAGCGAUGCAACCCCAAAACCCUCCGCCGGUAGCACUAAGAAACCCGCCGCCGGCAAGAAGGCCGGAGCUACAUCGACACCCCUAGAGAAGACUUCCGUUGUGGAUGAAGUCUCCCCACUUUCUAAGGAAGAUGAAGACCUAAUCGCCAAUCUAAACACUCGUCUAACCGCCGUCAAAACGCUCGAGUCACGCCUACACCUCAUAAAAGCCUAUCUCUCCAGUAUCUCUCAACAGACUCCAGAUAACCAGACUCAAUCAACAGCCGCCUCUUCUCCGCAGAUCUCGCACUCCCUACUGCGCAACAUCCACUCCUUGAUUUCCCACCUAUCCCUCCUAACGCCGCAACUAUCAGAUACAUUCUCCACCGAAUCUCUUGCACAAGCUAACGACGUUGCCUUAGUCGCGUUGCUCGGCCAACUAGGCCAGAGCGUGCAGGACAUUCGCGAGCUAGGCAAAAAGUUUGCGGUUGUUGAUAUGGCUCGGCAAUAUGCUGAGUCGACGAAGGCAAUGGGUGGUAAGCAUACGAGAAUGGAUGAUGAGAUGUACCUUCGAUAGGCAAUUGGUUGAAUAUAAUGCACUUUUUGUGGAUAUAUGCAUGUCACAUACAUGCGAUGCUUUGACAGGUUGCUUUGAUGGCGACGGAAUGCCCAUUUGGACUCUUUGCUUUGCAUGUCUUGUUUUAUUCGUCGAACUCCAACAGCGAGUUAUGUGCCCAGUUUACGUGUCCAUGAUAAUAUCUAGAUGUUUUAGGAACAAAAUAUCAAUCAUGCAACGAUCUCCUCUGAGUGAGUGGUUAUUAAGUGCGGUGGUCGCUUCGUUCGAAUCAUCUCAAGAUCUAGAGAAGCAGGCGAUAUUACGGAAGGUCAAGUCAAACUCCAAACUCAACCAAUAAUGAUCAGAAAUUUACACCCAAUUUGUUCGAUAUAUGCUAUCUCCAUUGCAUUUUCGUUCAGCCUUAUGAAGGAAAGGAGGAAAAAGACGCAAAACCAAACGCCACGGUACACAGACAAAUAGAAAGAAAAGAAAAUCCGCAUUCCUGCCUACUGAAUUUUUUCAUUUUCCCAUGGUGAAUCUCUGAAUCUCGCCAGCUUGAAGGAUGGUCGGAAGGAUCAAAAAUGAGGCAAAGGAAUCAAGAUCACGGGCCACAUUAAAAAAAAUUAAAAAAAAAGAGAGAGAGAGAGAAUAAUAUACAAAAGGAAGUAGAAGUGCCUCAUACAAGUGUGGGGUGACAGAAUAUGUUAGAAUGAAUGUCCCUUUUUAUGCAUGGCAAAAAUAUUACGGAAAGGGAAAAUAAAAAAACAAAUUACCAAUGCUCCUUCCUAUAGCCAUGAUCCAAGCCAAUCCAUAUCUAGUUGCGGUCGAAAGAGACGGAGGGAACAUAGAUAACAACUUUGGGGGAAGUGGAAUAGAGGGAAAAUCAACCACGAUAUUCCGCAGGGAGUGAGCAUCUCACGAAUGAAAACGCGCUAGAGCCUAGAUGGGAAAAUAAAUGGUCAAACGGGCGCGCACUGAUCCAUUAUUUUUGGUCAAAAAUUCUUUCCUUCACUUGCGGCCAAUCACCCAUCUACCGCCUCCAACUAUCUCCAAAGUCUCCACGGUCUCUGAACCGGGCACCUCUACCACCUCUCCGGCGCCCACGGUUUCCAUAUUCCGGACCCUUGUCCACGAAAUAAUCCGUAUCUUCGAAGGUGUAUUUGCGCAUCUCAUCGCCUCCUCGUCGAGGCGUAGGUCCAGCGCGGUAGAGGUCGGCAAAUCGAUCAAGGCGCUUAUCCGAUACCUCUGGCGGAACAGGUUGAUAGUAGAGUUUCGGCUUCGCGGCUGUGGAGAGAAAUCUGUCAUCAAGGGCCUUGAAGCUUUCACCGGCGUAUCGUGCAGGUGCAACAGGUGGUGCAAUAUGGUGGCUGUCUCGAUGCAUAGGACCGUGCGUUGCACGGGGACCCAACGGCGGCUCUCGACCUAGGUUUUGAUCGUUAUCGCGAUUGUUGCGGGAAGGGAUUUGGUUUAUGGGACUGGCUUCCUGAAGGGAAGCUGUAACCCCUUCAUCGGUCUCAUCAUAGAUCACCUCCCACCGUGGCGCACCUCUCGCGCCAUUACCGGAAUCUUGCUCAACGGUGAUCCAUUCUUUGACUUUCUCUUCCGGGAUGAAAUCGACCCAGAGCGGUUUUCGCGUUCGCUCGUCUGGCCAAAUAGUUCCGUGGAGUGCCGAACGUACCCUAGAGGCUGCGGAAACAUUUGUAAAAGUAACAAAAGAAUGUGUUUUAAUGGAAUCCAAAAAGAAAGCUAGGAUUAUAUCAGGAUCCACAGAUGACGAGGGUGGGGUUGCAAGGGUUGCAAGGUGCUUUUUAAGGCUGGUUGGUUGUAGAGGUCGCAUGAAAUUGCGUAUAUACAGGGAUGUGGUUGCCGGGUGAAUGGCUGGUGAGACGAUGCGAUCUGCCUCCUCACCUGCCAAGCCCGUAGGAGAAGGGGAGAGUGCCCGGCCACCAUUUGCCAGCGGGAACAAGCUUUUGAAGCGUGUAUCGCCGGAGGUGUGCUUGUGGGUGUGUAGCUCUUCGGGCUUCUCGACUUCUGGUUUAGCCUGGGGUGCCGAAUGGAGGUCAGCAGCCUUAUUAUCUUCCUCGCUUGCCUCCAGGACGACCGUAGGUUUGGGUUGGAGUGUUGGUUCCGGUUCCGGUUCCAUCUCCCGGGGCCCUUCUUCAGUCUUUUCUAGGGUCGUAUCUUGCAUUUCGGCGUCUUGAGGUGCAGGAACACCGGGAACUGGUGCUGCUAAAAUCUCCUCCGAGGGAACACCCAUAUCAGCUGUGACAUCGUCCUCCUUCAAUACCACACGCGGAAGCCCAUCCUCAGCUUUAGCCUUCUUCAAAGCCGCUGUUUUAGGAGAGGGUGGUGGGCUCUGGCUUCGCCGUUUUCUUUUUCUGGAGUCAUCUGUGGACUCCUCUCUCGACGCGAUUCUCUCAUCGUCGGGGGAUACGGAUGCUGAUUCCAGUUCUUGAGGAACAGAGGGGGCAGAUGGGGCUGGUUCCUCUAUAGCCUCCUGCGACUGUACCGACUCUUCUAUCUUGGGUUCCUGAGUUUGCUCCUUCGCUUCGGCGGACAAGUCUCGAGUAGUCGCCACAGCUUGAUCGGCUUCUGCGUCCUCCUUAUCUUUCAUAAUGACAUCAUCAGUCGAAUCCUGCGACGGCGGUUUCGGUAACUUUGCGGCAGGUAGUUCUUUCGAUUCAGAUUCAACAGCGCCAUGUUUCGGUUCUGGCGCACCAGGCGGCUGUUGGUCGCCAGCGCUCACAUCUUCUUGGCUUGCCUGUUCAGGUUCUUCCGGGGCCUGUUCUUCAGGUGCAUUGCUUGGUGGGGGAACUUCCGGUGAAGGUUCAGGUUGCGCCGCAGCAUCUGACUGGAGUAAUCGAUCGAUGAAGUUCUGCUUGACCCUAAGACCAGUCUGGGGAAUGCCGCGUCGUUUCAGCUCGGCCUUCAAAUCGGUAACCUUCCAGCUUGAAUAUUCAGUCAUUGCGAGGAGUAGCGAAAGGGAGGCGAUGUGGAAAUUGCGUAGAAGUAAAGGUAUAUAAAUGUUUCGCAUAUUAAUACGUGGAACAGUGAACAGUCAACGGGUCAUGGCUGGUGACUGUUGGGCAUGCAGCGCGUGUUGCAGCGAUAAGUUUGCUUUGGUGACGAUGGCAAGAUGAAUGUUAAGGUCGGAGAAAUUUACUUGAAGAGGCCAAGCGAGAAUUAAAUGAUGACGUAAUCAACACAGACGUGACGCUAGGACUAAUUUAGGAAUAGCGGCAUAUGUCCAGCCAUGUCACUUUGAUGCGACAGCCACGUCCGUUUAACGACAACGCCAGGAACCAAACCAGGAUAAAAGAAAGAAUUUCAUUCAUGCUUCGUAUAUUACAGGAUAUUUGAUUGGAUCUAGGCUCUAGGAAGGGACUCCAUAAACUUUUUCGGAAAAGUGCCGGCGCUCAUCAUUAUUCGCUCAAUUGAAAAACAAAGAAGCAAAUCAUAAUCGCGAGCCAAAGAAAGUUCACGAUGAUGACGUUUCAUGAGACUGUGCUAUCACAGAGUUGACAGAGACGCUCAAAGGGAAAAUGGUUCCGUUGGUCUUGAAAGCGCAACCCAGCCCAGCAAUCAUACUGAUUCAGGAGGAUGAACGCUGGAAGCGGGGAGGCAGGCAGUUGAUUGAUUUGUUCAAAUACGGACGGUUUCGGUUGCUUGGCAAUUCCAUUGGCAUCGUGGCCGGUUUCGGUUUUACUGGGAUCGUGUUGGACGAAUUGGAGCCUGUUGCUUCUCCGCUACUUGGACUCCAAACCGCAAGGUCGAUUUGUUGGCUCUUGACGGCGGCUUUUCCUGGAUUCUUUCGCGAUUUCGGUAGGAAUCAGUCCAGGUCUUCGGGCCAUUUCGUUCCUUUAUGACGCUCUCAGGUUCCUACAUCUUGCUACUUUUCGCCUUGUUCUUUUUCCUCGUCGCUAAGCUCCGGUGAAAGCCAAAACUCGGCUUCAGUACAUUUUGGCAGUGGUAUGAGCUCUCGCCCUGUCCGACCAACUAUCAACGCUUCCUCUUCCGGAGAUAGGGAAAUAUCGCUUGGUAGGAGAGCUGAUCGUCUUCGUCUAUAGGAACUCGACUUUUCAAGUUAUAAUAGAAGGUAAGGAGAAUAUGCAUGCUGAGGAAAAUUACUCCCGAACGAGAAAUAUCUAAUCAUUCCAAUACCUUCGUGAGUUAUAUUCCCUUAUAUUCGGUUCCCGACCAGCAAGACCCAACCCAAAAUAAAUGAAGAGCAAAUGAGGUCGUUGCACCUCGCGUCAUAGAAUAUUCUACGGGUCGGCAAACCGGGCGAAAAUUAAUUGACGGGCAAAGCAUCAAGGUUACUAGAAGUAGGUUUUCCCUGGCAACAUGGAAGCGGCAAAUAAAGAACAAAGUUAUUCCAAACAAAACGUUUAAAGCUAUUAUAGGAACAAUAGAACUGCUCCCGCGUCAGCUGCUGCAAGCAAGCUACAUUUGAUCUGAAUGGAAAAAUGUGAAACCUCAAUGAGAUAUGAGAUGCAGAAAUAUAGUUAGCUUAUUUACACAUGAGAUCAGCCAAGUCAAGUAUAAAGAGAUCUUGAAGGAUUUUCUUU
Blastomyces dermatitidis ER-3 is the source of this 5933-nucleotide messenger RNA. Its product is annotated as COP9 signalosome subunit 6. Gene Ontology annotation, cellular component: COP9 signalosome. The record is from RefSeq and is a predicted model, not a curated record. Gene Ontology annotation, biological process: protein deneddylation. The transcript is spliced from 3 exons. Gene Ontology annotation, molecular function: metallopeptidase activity; protein binding. NCBI's taxonomy places the organism in Eukaryota, Fungi, Ascomycota, Eurotiomycetes, Onygenales, Ajellomycetaceae. Bases 172 to 1386 code for a protein of 404 amino acids.